Messenger RNA from Dermacentor silvarum, 2190 nucleotides. RefSeq names its product arginase, hepatic. Gene Ontology annotation, cellular component: nucleus; cytosol; cytoplasm. The coding region runs from base 1024 to 2097 and encodes 357 amino acids. Gene Ontology annotation, molecular function: manganese ion binding; arginase activity. NCBI's taxonomy places the organism in Eukaryota, Metazoa, Arthropoda, Arachnida, Ixodida, Ixodidae. The record is from RefSeq and is a predicted model, not a curated record. The transcript is spliced from 11 exons.
AGCGAGGAGCCUUUAUGGGAGUAGUCGGCGGAAUCUCGACGCUUUUACGAUGUGCGCCGGCUGCUGGUCGGAGUAAAAACAGGCGUCCGGGGAACGUUGGACAGACAGCCGAGGAAGUUCAGAGAACGCUGCAUUUAGGGGCGUCAAGUGGUGGUUCUACUGACUUGAUCGUUGAGCAUUUAAUUUAAGCAUUAAUCGCUUGGGAAAGGGGCGUCGGAUAUUGAGAGAGCUCGUCAGCAGUGGCAACGUCAAAGAUAUUUUUUUUUUCUUUAAAGAGAAGAAAAUAAGCCAGCGAUCGUCGAAAGUGCAGCAGCGCCUUUUCGCCACGACAAGGGACGCCGAAGAUUUAAACAACAGAAGAGGAAACCCGCUGCUAGGUCUUCAGUCUUAAUCUCAAGGUUGCGGAUUGCUCUCAGAGCCAGGACAACGGUUCAAUCUGUCUACGCUGUUCUCUUUCGAUCGUCGCGCGUUACAGCGUGUUCCUUCACCGAAGACGUGCGAAUCAGCUUCCUUUAGUUCGAACCCAAGGCACUUGGAUUACCGUGUGGUUGACGCUCGAGCUUCUUUACUUAUCUGACGUGUUCGACAGCCAAGGAUCGGUGACACUUCGAUACCGUUUCAUCGAAGAAAACAAGGAGUACAACAGCACAACCAGCGCUGCAACGCGUAUAUGCGAUAUGCAGUGAUCCGAAUAUCCAUCGCCUUGCUGCAACCUUGAGGGACAUCGCACCGUACAGCAUCGAAGUUGACGCUCCAAGCGGCGCCCAAACGCGCGUGCUCGAGCCAACGCUGUGCAUCGUCAAGUUUGUGUACACAUAUGUACUAGUCCGCGCCGCUCAUAUCUCGUGCAAUACCGCGAGAAACAACGCGGCUUUGGUAGUUAGCGCUUGCACGAACGUCGUCUGUAUCUUGCCAGGUGGAACUCGUUCGGCUCUCGCACGGUUGCUUAGCUGCAGCGAGGGCCCGUUUUUAUCGCCGUACUUUCAUUUCCCGGCCAGAGCGUCAGAACAGUCGCUGUACACAAUGGGAGCGGUUGCGUCGCGUAGCAUAGUCAAAGACGCGGCGCGCGCAGUUUGUGCUGCUAGGAUCGGCAACCGGUCACCAGCCGCGGCGUAUUCGACGGGCGUCCAGCGAGAGAUUGGCGUACUGGGAGUCCCUCUUCAUCAAGGACAGCGAAAGCUUGGAGUCGAAGAGGCACCGAAGAUCCUGCGCGACGCUGGACUCCUUGACCAGCUCAGAGGCUUAGGUUAUCUUGUCAAAGAUUUCGGCGAUGUUCGAGUAGAAGGCGAGCCAAAUGUCACCGACUGCAACGCUAUCGAGUCGGACAUCGUGGGAAGGACAAGCAAGAAUGUCCGCGACGCCGUGGCCGAGGUUCUCCGCUCGGGCCGCGUGUCGCUGAACCUGGGCGGCGACCACACCAUGGCCAUCGGCACCGUCAACGGCCACGCGCAAGCCACGCACUCGGACCUGGCCGUCAUAUGGGUGGACGCGCACGCCGACAUCAACACGCCCACUUCCUCCGAAUCAGGCAACAUCCAUGGCAUGGCCGUCGCUUUCCUGUUGCACGAGAUGGCCCCGUACGUCGUGAAGCCAAAGGGGUUCGAGUGGUUGCAGCCCUGCGUCCACAAGGAGAACUUUGCUUUCAUAGGUCUGAGGGACGUCGAUGACUACGAGCGGUACUUCCUCGACCAACUCGGCUUAACGGUCUACGACAUGGCCGAUGUGGACCGACACGGGAUCCGAAACGUCGUCCAGAGAAUACUCAACAAGAUCAAUCCUACAGGCACGAAAUCGCUACACGUCAGCUACGACAUCGACUCUCUCGACAAGUUGGUAGCGCCGAGCACGGGGACGCCCGUCAUGGGAGGUCUUACUCUUCGAGAAGGAUUAAUCAUCGCUGAAGAAGUCAGCAACUCAGGUCAGCUAAGGGCUCUGGACUUGGUCGAAGUGAACCUGCGGCUGGGCAGCAGGCAGGAUGCCGAGAACACCCUGGAGUGCAGCCUGAAGGUCGUCGACGCCUUCUUCGGCAGCCAGCGACGCGGAAACCUGCCCCUUCAUCUCGACAAGAACGUCGUCGAGCCGCGACAUGGGUCCUAGCUGACAGGGAAGCCCACUUUAGCGACGCUCUAUCUACGCUCCAAAAGUUAGGAAGCACCAGUAUGGAAAGGAGAGCGAAGGUGCGCCCUGCAA